Messenger RNA from Penicillium taxi, 201 nucleotides. Its product is annotated as Rieske iron-sulfur domain-containing protein. The transcript has a single exon. The coding region runs from base 1 to 201 and encodes 66 amino acids. NCBI's taxonomy places the organism in Eukaryota, Fungi, Ascomycota, Eurotiomycetes, Eurotiales, Aspergillaceae. The record is from RefSeq and is a predicted model, not a curated record.
AUGUACGUACGAGCCAUGGAAGAAGACAAGGUACUCUGCACUAAUGCGCAGAAGAAUCUUGACCGCGAUGCUUUUAACAGCGGCCAACUCCACCAUAAGUCUGAGAAAGCGCCAUUGUAUGUCAUGAACACAGUGCGUAGUGUCAUUUCAGAUCAUUUUGAGUGCGAAAAAGCUGAGGGAGAAACCUGGCCGGCGAAGUAG